AAAUAUAUCACAGCUUGUCAUCUAAUUCCUGACUUCGUGCUCACAUUUCAAAGCUUUCACCUGCUCUCUACAAGCGCUCUGACAUUGCGAUCCUGCGUCGCUCUGCGGUUUUGUUCCCUAAGUAGCUUCGCGCGUUUCGUUCCUCUUCUCUGCUAAACUGACAUCUCUCCGCCGCUAGGCAGGAGAUGUCCUUUUAGCGGAGUAAGUAGGCUACGACUUGCCUCCUUACUUCCCUUAAAGACCCUUCUACACCCCCUUCUCUUUCCUCAGACUUCUUUUAACCUCCCUCAGAAAUCUCCCUUCAACGUCCCCUGGAGACUUCUUUUAACCUCCCUCAGAAAUCUCCCUUCAACGUCCCCUGGAAAAAGCUCCGAAUCAGCUCGUUGGCCUCUCCUCCCUCGUUGAAGCUGUCAUUCUGAAAUUCUGUGCCUGUCCUCUUCAACCGCUCUACCGGCUUCUUCAACUCUUACGACAAACCUCUGAGCAAUGGAGUUCCAGCAGUACCAGCAACAGCAGUCUCUCUCCCUCUCCCCGCUCUCCCCCCUCGUCGACCCUCCCGUUGAUGGCGAGGCGGCGCUCGGCAAUGCUCUUCUGGCGGCGCAGAACGCGAUAAUGGGCCUCGUGCGCCUCGUCGAUGCCGUCAGCCAGAACCAGCGGAACCUGCAGCAGCAGCAGCGCGUGCAGGUCGAGAAUCUCCAGCAGCUGCAGUCCGCCCUUGCCUUCGCCGCCCCCGCUCCCCACACUCUCCCUCCGGCUCCGCUCUCCGCCCCGCUCCUCGCACCCCACCCGCUCAUCGCGCACGACGCGCCCGCUACGCUCUACGCAUCCUCCCCCUCAGCGUCCGCCGCAACAUCCUUCGCGCCGUCCCCCGCGUCGUCUGAGGGCUCCCACCCGUCGUCUCUGCCCGUGCUCCAGAAGGUCUUCGCCGGCAAGCGCUCUCGUGGCGGCGACUCCGCCAAGGCCGUCCGCGGAAAGCGCGCCAAACAGGAGCCGCUUUCGCUCGAUGCUGCCACGUGGUCGUCGGAGGAAGACGACAAGGAUUCUGACUCCGACGUUGGCGCGUGCACCCCCGCGCGCGACCAGGGCCCGCGUUACAAGGGCGUGCGCCAGCGCAAGUGGGGCAAGUGGGUGUCGGAAAUCCGCGAGCCCCGCAAGCGCACGCGCAUUUGGCUCGGCUCUUUCGACUCCCCCGAGGACGCUGCCCGCGCUUACGACGUCGCCGCCCGCCUUCUCCGCGGUUCCAAGGCAUCGCUCAACUUCCCCGGCAGCUUCCAACUGGUCCCGCUGCCGCCCGCUACGGCUGAGACGCUGCUGAAGGCGAGUCGCGAGGCCGCAAAGAUGUUUGACACGUCGGAAAUUGCCGAUGCUCUCGAGAAGUCGCUCCACGGGCAGACCGUCCAGACCGCCGGCCUGUCGCUCUCAGUUCCUUCCCCCGCCUCCCCCUCGUCCCCCGCUUCCCCCGCUUCUCCCGUGUCCCCAGCGACUAUUCCCCUUCUGGAACCGUCGCCCGCAAUGACUGCAGUGAAGGUGGAGGCGACGGAGAGCGACACGAGCAGCGAGGGUGCGGAGUGCUUGGAUGCGCUGCUGGCGGACCUGGCGCCGAUCGACAGCACGGAGAGCAUCUUCCGCGACAUGAUUGACGACUUUGACGCGUUCGACGCUUCUCAAGUCGCUGCUUCCAGUGACGCGGAAUUCUUCAGCGUGUGGGCCAACUAGAGUGCUUGCUUCGCAUUUCCAAUGAUUCCUCCGACCUCUCCAUGGCUGCUUCGCGUUCUUCGGUCCUAGUUUGUGCACGAUCUCACGGCAGUUCUGGCAUCUAGUAUAAUUUAUAGUAGGGGUGUGUCAUUUUAGUUGUGUGCGGCAUGGUGUGUUUUAUCAUGUGGCAUAGGUGAUAUACGAUACUGGGCAUGCUGCAUGGAGCUUAGUAUGCCCUGGGUUCUUGUGAUCCACAUGAUGAAUCUCACUUUGUCUUGUCAAUAAAUGCUAGCCUUGUAAUACAAACAUGACGUAUCUAAUUUAGAGCUAGGCUAUCUUGAGCUAACUU
Molecule: messenger RNA, 2044 nt
Organism: Closterium sp. NIES-67
Lineage: Eukaryota; Viridiplantae; Streptophyta; Zygnematophyceae; Desmidiales; Closteriaceae
Source: the annotation of a GenBank genome assembly